Mytilinidion resinicola is the source of this 666-nucleotide messenger RNA. RefSeq lists its product as uncharacterized. The record is from RefSeq and is a predicted model, not a curated record. Lineage: Eukaryota; Fungi; Ascomycota; Dothideomycetes; Mytilinidiales; Mytilinidiaceae. The coding region runs from base 90 to 296 and encodes 68 amino acids. The transcript has a single exon.
CCGCACUUCUAGCUGCCAACGCCACCUAUUCUUGCCACGGUUACACCCCUCCAUAUAACUGGGUACCUCGCCCGUUUCGAAACAGCACGAUGCCAGAGAGCGCCAGCCCCGCGCUCCCCUUCUGGCUGGUCAACGUGCCACAGGAUCAGUGGCCGGCCGAGUGCCCUGACUUUCUGCGUGACCUGGGCGACAAAGACCGACGCAUCAUCGGCACGCCGGACUCGGACUACGCACGCCUGGCCUGGCCUCAGGUCAAGGAAAUCGUCGGUACAGGCUCAGAUACACGCAUCGCCUGAAAUCUUCUUCUUUCUAACGCUGUCGCCAGAGAGCGGACGAGUUGAUAGAUUCCACCGCGUGCCUUCUGACUUGCGCAAGUACAGGCAGUUCACGUUCGGGCUCGCCAAGGAGUAUGGGUCCAUCAUGAAUUUCAUCGUGAACGAGCGGCUGCAAUGGAAAGAUCUGAAGCCAAAGGGCGCGCCGUUUGAAUAUCCAGGUGCGGUUCUUGGUGAUGGCUGUGUGUAGCGAGGGGCGGGCUGACGGAAGUGAUUGCGCGCAGAGGACAUCAAGAUCCUUUACAACGACUGGCCAUACGGCAUCGACGAGGACAUCGCCCACCUUGUUAUAUGGACCAAGUUUGAGCUCGAGGAAGACGCGGUCACGGGUCGA